UCAUGCUGCUGCCAGGUCCAGAGUCUCUCAUGGGUCCCUGUACGGCCUCCCAUUGCUGCUGUCUCCAUCGCCACACUCUGCCAUGUGCCACUUUCAGGUCUCCUCACACUCCUGCUGGUUUCCAUUUUGUCAUAGGUUGCUGGCAGAUUACAGGCCUCCCAUAGGUGCUGCCAGGCCCCAAAUCUCCCAUGGGCCCCCGUAUACGCCUCGUCAUGCUGCUGCUGCGUCCACAGUGUGACAUGGGUCCCUGUACCGCCUCCCAUUGCUCCCACUCUGCCAUGUGCCACUUUGAGGUCUCCUCACACUCCUGCUGGUUUC
This is a messenger RNA of Staurois parvus, 318 nucleotides long. The record is from the annotation of a GenBank genome assembly. Lineage: Eukaryota; Metazoa; Chordata; Amphibia; Anura; Ranidae.